AAGCGAGUCGCGGCGACCUAUCCGAAGUGUGGGGAUAUCAGCCCCUUUAUGGCCUUGCGACUGCUGAACACCAUUGUUGGGAACAUGUGUGCAGAGCGGACCAAACCGGGGAAAUUAGAUGCGGUCGAGUCUUUACCACUGUCCAACUGGAAAGACCUGCGGAGAAAAAAUUACUUGCGCGAUUUGUGCACGUCCGUCCAAGACGCGCUGAAAAAGGAGAAGGAGAAGCUGCAAAAGUACCCCUAUUACGUAUCCUGAGUAAAAACUACGCCGCUAAGGCUAUUUAACGACCCAUAGUCAAGAAGUUGGGAACUCUGCAACACAAAUCUAGAACAGUUUUGGGAAUCAUACAUGACAAGUUCGGCUCUGUAUUGAUGUAGUGCGCGUUAUAAAGGGCAGUCGUAUCACUAUCACGAAGCCAUCUCCUAUAUCCUCUUUGCAAAUGCCCAAACGCGAGGAUUGCAAAUGCCUCUCGUGGGCGGGAUGCACAUAAGCAAUUGCAAGUGUUCAUGUAAAAUUGCAAGGGACGAUGUUUUUUCUCCGGAUAUUACGAGCAGAAGAUGCUGCACGUGAUCGAGAACCUCGAGAGCCCGCUAUCCUGUGUAAAAACGUCCCCACCCCAUAGUCAAGAUGGGGACUUUGCAACACAAACCUAGGAGUCUUGUAAGUCACGCAUGACAAGUUGCAUUCCGUAGUGUAGUGCAGGCUAGCAAGUGCAGUCGCAUCACAGAUCCAUGUGCUUAUCCUUUUCACAGCAUCACAAAUUCCAAAACACGAUUGGAAAUGUCUACCAUGAAUAUGCGCAUCACAAAUGUCCUUGUCAUUGCAAAUCUGCGUGGCUACCGUUUUAAGGUUUAGAGAACGACAGGGACGCCCAGCCCUUAGCUUCCCAACAUGACAACUCUGGGGUGGGGACGUUUUUCCUGAGGAUACCCGCAGCACGGGACCGCGGCGGCACUGCAGCGAGUCCGGAACUUGCUGGAUUUGGACCAGCGGCUGAUUUUGCAGACGAGUGACGGCAAAAUUGUCGACCUGUUCGAAAUAUGGAUUGCAAAUAUCCCUGGAUGUCUGGAAACUUGUGAUGCAAAGGAGGGAAUCGCAAAAGCACUGUAAUGCGCUGCCCAGCAUGAUAAGGUUUGCCGUGGGUCUGAGUUGAGUACUCCGCAUGAGAAACUGCGUUUUUGCAUGACAGCAAUACAGAGCUCCGAGUCGACAUGCCAGGCUAGCACGACAAAUCUCGCAAUCUCCCAGACCCAGACCUUUUUGCAGUUGAUGCGAAAUGUUUAAAGACAGACACCCGGCGGCGGUGCAGAACAUGCUGCGUUUGAUGGUGAAGAUUUCCACGAUAUGGAUUGUAAAAAUGUCUGGGUCUGGAAACUUGUGAUGCUGGGUGGCGUAUCAUGAAGAGGCCACAAGUGCUGGCUCAGCAUGACAAGCUUUCGAGCUUCUAGGUGUUGCCUAUUCUGCAUGACAGCCUGCGUUUCUGCAUGGCAGCAAAAUGGGGCUCUUGGGUAACGUGCAUGACAGAUUUAACGAGUCGUGACAGACUAGCAUGACAGAUCUCGCAUUCUUCCAGGCCCAGACAUAUUUGCAUUUGAUACACGACUUUAGUACGGUCGGUCGGCAGCGGAAGUGUUGGAAGUUCUUCUGCAAGCUCUGGCGCCGGCGCGAACCAGGAAGACUCGAUUCAAGACGAGCCAGACGGAAACGAAUUCACCGCGGCGGAGGACGCCAGCACCACAGCACUUGCGACCACGGGCGCGGCGAAAAACGUAUCGACUGGUAUCACGCAGCAACAGCAGCACUUCUGCACGAAGCGGGAGAUGCAGGACCAAGUGCUGUGCGCCAGCGUUUUCGGUUUGGUCGGUGCCAUGGACUUGCAGACGGUGGUGGAGUUUGAGCGGUCCCAGCAACUGCAGAUCGUGCAGCAAGUCCCCGCCGCUGCAGGGAAUGCGACCGCACUAGCGGCGCAGAAAGACGCCGCUGCCUCUACGACUCUUGCUGCGAACCAGGCAGCGGACGUACCCGGGAUGCAGCACCAGCCGUCGGCGCAAAGCCUCGCGAAUUUGAAGGCCUCCAGGAGUAUCUAUCAGAAGGAAAAAGCUAGUGCCAUCUUUUCACUUCUGCAUUUUUUAUCGAGAGACCCGAGGUUCUCCGUGGGCCGGCCCGGAUCGGCUUGAUUAUAUAUCACAGUAUGUAUCAGAGGGGGACGCAAGGGACGCAGCAAAAAUUCGACAAAAAAGCCGCCCGGUUCGACUCCGGAGACCCCUUUUGAGGUUCUCCGGGGUUCGGCUAGGUUUUGGGCGCUCCCGCGCGAAGCUUUUGCGGUUUGCAAAUCACACGACACCCCCUCUGAUGAUUUUUCCAACGCUGCAGAAACUCGACAAAAAAGCUGCCCGGCUCGACUCCGGAAAUUCCUUUGGAGGCUCUCCGGGGUUCGGCUAGGUUUUGGGGUUUCCGCGCGAAGCUUUUGCGGGUUGCAAAUCACACAAAACCCCCUCUGAUGAUUUUUCCAACGCUGCAGAAACUCGACAAAAAAGCUGCCCGGCUCGACUCCGGAAAUUCCUUUGGAGGCUCUCCGGGGUUCGGCUAGGUUUUGGGCGCUUCCGCGCGAAGCUUUUGCGGGUUGCAAAUCACACAAAACCCCCUCUGAUGAUUUUUCCAACGCUGCAGAAACUCGACAAAAAAGCUGCCCGGCUCGACUCCGGAAAUUCCUUUGGAGGCUCUCCGGGGUUCGGCUAGGUUUUGGGCGCUUCCGCGCGAAGCUUUUGCGGGUUGCAAAUCACACAAAACCCCCUCUGAUGAUUUUUCCAACGCUGCAGAAACUCGACAAAAAAGCUGCCCGGCUCGACUCCGGAAAUUCCUUUGGAGGCUCUCCGGGGUUCGGCUAGGUUUUGGGCGCUUCCGCGCGAAGCUUUUGCGGGUUGCAAAUCACACAAAACCCCCUCUGAUGAUUUUUCCAACGCUGCAGAAACUCGACAAAAAAGCUGCCCGGCUCGACUCCGGAAAUUCCUUUGGAGGCUCUCCGGGGUUCGGCUAGGUUUUGGGCGCUUCCGCGCGAAGCUUUUGCGGGUUGCAAAUCACACAAAACCCCCUCUGAUGAUUUUUCCAACGCUGCAGAAACUCGACAAAAAAGCUGCCCGGCUCGACUCCGGAAAUUCCUUUGGAGGCUCUCCGGGGUUCGGCUAGGUUUUGGGCGCUUCCGCGCGAAGCUUUUGCGGGUUGCAAAUCACACAAAACCCCCUCUGAUGAUUUUUCCAACGCUGCAGAAACUCGACAAAAAAGCUGCCCGGCUCGACUCCGGAAAUUCCUUUGGAGGCUCUCCGGGGUUCGGCUAGGUUUUGGGCGCUUCCGCGCGAAGCUUUUGCGGGUUGCAAAUCACACAAAACCCCCUCUGAUGAUUUUUCCAACGCUGCAGAAACUCGACAAAAAAGCUGCCCGGCUCGACUCCGGAAAUUCCUUUGGAGGCUCUCCGGGGUUCGGCUAGGUUUUGGGCGCUUCCGCGCGAAGCUUUUGCGGGUUGCAAAUCACACAAAACCCCCUCUGAUGAUUUUUCCAACGCUGCAGAAACUCGACAAAAAAGCUGCCCGGCUCGACUCCGGAAAUUCCUUUGGAGGCUCUCCGGGGUUCGGCUAGGUUUUGGGCGCUUCCGCGCGAAGCUUUUGCGGGUUGCAAAUCACACAAAACCCCCUCUGAUGAUUUUUCCAACGCUGCAGAAACUCGACAAAAAAGCUGCCCGGCUCGACUCCGGAAAUUCCUUUGGAGGCUCUCCGGGGUUCGGCUAGGUUUUGGGCGCUUCCGCGCGAAGCUUUUGCGGGUUGCAAAUCACACAAAACCCCCUCUGAUGAUUUUUCCAACGCUGCAGAAACUCGACAAAAAAGCUGCCCGGCUCGACUCCGGAAAUUCCUUUGGAGGCUCUCCGGGGUUCGGCUAGGUUUUGGGCGCUUCCGCGCGAAGCUUUUGCGGGUUGCAAAUCACACAAAACCCCCUCUGAUGAUUUUUCCAACGCUGCAGAAACUCGACAAAAAAGCUGCCCGGCUCGACUCCGGAAAUUCCUUUGGAGGCUCUCCGGGGUUCGGCUAGGUUUUGGGCGCUUCCGCGCGAAGCUUUUGCGGGUUGCAAAUCACACAAAACCCCCUCUGAUGAUUUUUCCAACGCUGCAGAAACUCGACAAAAAAGCUGCCCGGCUCGACUCCGGAAAUUCCUUUGGAGGCUCUCCGGGGUUCGGCUAGGUUUUGGGCGCUUCCGCGCGAAGCUUUUGCGGGUUGCAAAUCACACAAAACCCCCUCUGAUGAUUUUUCCAACGCUGCAGAAACUCGACAAAAAAGCUGCCCGGCUCGACUCCGGAAAUUCCUUUGGAGGCUCUCCGGGGUUCGGCUAGGUUUUGGGCGCUUCCGCGCGAAGCUUUUGCGGGUUGCAAAUCACACAAAACCCCCUCUGAUGAUUUUUCCAACGCUGCAGAAACUCGACAAAAAAGCUGCCCGGCUCGACUCCGGAAAUUCCUUUGGAGGCUCUCCGGGGUUCGGCUAGGUUUUGGGCGCUUCCGCGCGAAGCUUUUGCGGGUUGCAAAUCACACAAAACCCCCUCUGAUGAUUUUUCCAACGCUGCAAAAACUCGACAAAAAAGCUGGCCGGCUCGACUUCGGAAAUUCCUUUUCGAUGCUCUCCGGGGCUCGGCUGGGUUUUGGGCGCUUCCGCGCGAAGCUUUUGCGGGUUGCAAAUCACACAAAACCCCCUCUGGUGAUUUUUUCCAACGCUGCAAAAACUCGACAAAGCUCUGCGGCGUUUUGGGGGUGGCUUCUGAUCUUGGAGAGGCCCCAAGCUAGCAUCUUGCUGGACUCUGAUCAGAGUCCGUCGCGACGAGGCCGCCCGGCCCCGUCUGAGUGACUGGGCGGCCGGGCCCCUUCGUUUGCUGUGUGGAUUGCGCGAGCGCGCCUGCCUCUGUGGAAGAACCCGCACCCAGGCCCGGGGCCAGUGGCUUUCCUGUUUUCGAAAUUCAACAUAGCGGCAGCGCUUUUUCCUUCUGACACCGUUCACGCGCUGGAAAUCAUUCCGAACGGCGCGAACUUUGACCAGCACAUUUUGAAGCGGGAGGUCAACAUCCUCUGGUCGCAAUCCCUGUCCGAGGACCCACGGUGCAUUGCGUUCACGGAAACCAACCGGAAGAUGAACGACAACCAGGUGAAAAAGAUGGUUACGCACAGCAUCAAAAAUCGGCUUUCAAAGGAGCAACUGGGGCACCGCGGCGGCCUGCCCUUCGUCAGCAACAACGUCCUGCUGCAGCAGGAGAUGGCGCAAUCGAACCAGUACCCGAAGCGGAUCUGGGUGCUGGAAGAGCAGUACCGGAUUUUCACGCAGCACUGCGAGAAGCAAAUCUGCAUCGUGAUCCUCCGCGACUUCAUCGCGCCAAACUUGGCGAAAGAUAAAGUGUACCACUAUGCGGCGCAGCAGAUCUUGAAGGUCCUCCGUGAUGUCACCAACGCGGCGCACGUGGAUGAGCAGAGGGUGGAAAGGGAGCAAAAGCUGCAAGCCUCUGCCGGUGGCAGGGGGAACGGUAGAAAUAACACGGCUAUCCAAGAGAAAAUUUCAUCUGCACAUGUGCCAAUGGUGUUUGCCUUGCAUGGAAAAUCGUAGUUGUACUUACUCUCGUUGGCUCUACCGUAUGAGCGAAAUUUGUAGUGCUUUUUUUUCUAGUUACAACGGGAUAUCAUGUAAGGAUUAUAUAUUUAUAAGCAUUGAGAUUGACCUCCUGCUGACGCACAGUACAGGAAAUUAUCCUUGCAUAGCGACGACGGGGAACAAAUAUUUCAAAAAUUUGCCACCCAGUGACCUGAAAAAAAGGGUUAUGGGCAAUUUCAGCGAGGAUGUAAAGAAGCAGCUCCUGCCGUUCCUGACCAGCUCGUAUCAAUUGCGCGGGAGGGGCACGGAGGUCCCACCCGGGGAAGACGUGAUUGCAGGGCUGCACGAUUUAUCCUGUGCAAAAGUAUCGUACUCGACGUAGUAAUUGCAGUCAUGCAUUACAAGUUUUUUUCAUUUUCUGAAGGUAAAUCCGCAAUACAAAUUUCAUUUCUCAUGCUGAGGGAAUUAAUAUUUACAUUGCUUGACUUCCGGGUUCUGGUAACGCAUACCCCCGGCGACAGGUGACCUUGACAGGCGACCUUGACAGGCGACCUCGACAGGUGACCUCGACAGGUGACCUCGACAGGUUACCUCGACGGGUGACCCUGACAGGUGACCUUGAGAGGUGACCGCGACGGGUGAACGCCCUGCCUUCCCCCACUAGUGCUUCGCGCACUAAGCCACUAUGCGCGCGCCUGGUGUGAGGCGAGGGGCGGACGCUGUCCGCCCCGAUGCCGAACACCCUUCCCCCACUAGUGCUUCGCGCACUGAGCCACCACGUGCGCGCCUGGUGUGAGGCGAGGGGCGGACGCUGUCUGCCCCGAUGUCGAACACCCUUCCCCCACUAGCGCCACUAGGGACGGGCACAAGGCCCCAGCGUGGGGACCCUGUCCCCACGCUCGGGUGGGCCUUGUUUGUCAUGCAUUUAUACGAGUGCGAUACCUAUUUGCAAUGCAUACGAUUUCCAAGGGCCCAUGGAUGUCAUCGACGAAGAGGAGAUUGUUGGAGCGAGCAAGGCGAGCAAAAGGACGGGAAGUAAAGCUGCGGGCAAUGGUGACAACCCAAGCUCCGUAUCAAAUGCAAAUAUGUUUGGGUCUGGAAGAUUGCUGAGAUUUGCGAUGCUGUGUCUGGUUGACACAGAAGGUGUGCCACGCAAGGCCUAGCAUGACAGGUUUUGAAACGGUUUCCCAAUGCCUAAUCCGCAUGGCAAACGCCUUCUUUCGGCGACAGGAAAAGAAGGCCGUUUCGCUGUCCAAGCAUGACAGAUUUUUGUCUGAUCUAAGCAUGCAUCACAAGUUCAAGCCCGCAAUCGCAUCCUUCCAGACCCAGACACUUUUGCAUUGUAUACUCCGCCUCCGCGUCCUCUUCCGCGAAUAACAAAACGCCGAAAUUCGGUAUCCAAGAACAAAGAAAAGUUCACCAUGGUCAGCACUCAUAGGCACUUGUGCAACACAAAAAUGUGUGUCAUGCGUAGAAACGCAUCACAGUCAAACUAAUUAGCGUUUAGUGAAUUCCGAUUCCACCCCUUUAGUGUUUCUGCAAUACAAGACAAAUAAAAGGCACGACGCCAAGGAAUUUUCUGAUGCAAAGCCAGGAAAUCACUGACUAGGCGAAAAAUUUUUGUACGGUCCAUAUUCGGAAACGACAAGUCGAAAAAGCAAAGUCCGUUCGACAACAAACCGCUGGAAACGCCUGGCACCACGAAUUCCAACGCUUUUAGCAAGGACGAAAUUGCGAAGUACACGAGCAGUAAAUGCACCAACUUCCGGCAACUCGUCGGGUGGAUGAUUAUCCAGGUUAACAUCCUUGCGAAGGAAAAGAACGAGACGCUGUUCAACAACGCGGCUAUCACUUACCAUUCCGCGCAAAUUUUCAUCGGUUGCUACCCGGUCAUCAAAACGCACAACCUGGCGUUAGCCAGGUACCUUGCGCCGUUUCUACUGCGUAUUAUCCUCGUGCAGAAGGCGAAAGCGACGCCGUCUCUAUCGAAUUACGCCAGCACGGCGAGCGGGGGGAUUUCCGGUGCAGCGGGCGGCAUCAUAAACCCGUUGACGGGCAUGGGCAAUGUUCCCGGCGCCUUCGGAGAUGUCUCGGGAGGUAAUAUCCUCACCUCGUCCCGUUCCAAAGUGAACAACAAACUGAAGCCGGCCAACACCACGACCAGCGACAACCUGCAGUCGGAAGCGUCAGGACAAAGCUUCCUGAAGUCCGCGACCAGUGCGCUGCAGGAUUUGCGGC
Amoebophrya sp. A120 is the source of this 7856-nucleotide messenger RNA. The record is from the annotation of a GenBank genome assembly. Lineage: Eukaryota; Dinophyceae; Syndiniales; Amoebophryaceae.